This is a messenger RNA of Nicotiana attenuata, 3630 nucleotides long. Its product is annotated as exportin-2. The transcript is spliced from 2 exons. NCBI's taxonomy places the organism in Eukaryota, Viridiplantae, Streptophyta, Magnoliopsida, Solanales, Solanaceae. The coding region runs from base 173 to 3100 and encodes 975 amino acids. Gene Ontology annotation, molecular function: small GTPase binding; nuclear export signal receptor activity. Gene Ontology annotation, cellular component: nuclear envelope; cytosol. Gene Ontology annotation, biological process: protein export from nucleus; protein import into nucleus. The record is from RefSeq and is a predicted model, not a curated record.
UUCACUCAGUUGUUCAAAUUCCUCUCGCUCGGCCAAUCGCAAAUCCAUCGCUCGGAAAAGGUACUCUUCAAUCUCCAUAUUUCAAUUCCAAAAAACCCUAGUUGCAUUCAUAUGCUAUACGUAUAUCUAUAGAUCACAAGUUUUUCAAUAUACUCUGAAGUAAAACCCUAGAAUGGAGUGGAACCCCGAAACCCUACAAUUUCUGUCCCAAUGCUUCCUUAAUACGCUAUCUCCGUUACCGGAGCCACGCCGUCGAGCUGAAGCGGCACUUGCCGAGGCCUCUGAGAGAUCUAACUAUGGCCUCGCCGUGCUUCAGCUCGUAGCUGAGCCUUCUGUUGAUGAGCAGAUUCGUCAUGCUGCUGCCGUUAACUUUAAAAAUCAUCUCAAGGCCCGUUGGGCUCCAUCUCCUCCUAAAGAACCAAAUGUUCCAUCCUUAACCCCAAUUUCAAACUCUGAAAAGGAGCUUAUUAAGAGUUUGAUUGUUUCUCUUAUGCUUAAGUUGUCACCCAAGAUACAGUCUCAGCUCAGCGAAGCAUUGGCCGUGAUUGGUAAGCAUGAUUUCCCGUUACAGUGGCCCACUUUGUUGCCUGAGCUUGUUGCCAACCUUGUUAGUUUGACACAAGCGAAUGAUUAUGUUUCUGUUAAUGGUGUUUUAGCUACGAUUAAUUCUUUGUUUAAGAAGUUUCGAUAUCAGUUUAAGACCAAUGAGUUGCUUGUCGAUUUGAAAGAAUGUCUUGAUAAGUUUGCGAAGCCACUUUUGGAACUGUUUAAAAGAACAGUGAAUGUAAUCGAUCAAGCUGUGGCAUCUGGGGCUGCAGAUGCAGCGACUCUGAAACUGUACGUAGAGUCUCAGAGGUUGUGCUGUAGGAUAUUUUAUUCGUUGAAUUUUCAGGAGUUGCCUGAGUUCUUUGAGGACCAUAUGGAUGAGUGGAUGAUUGAGUUUAAGAAGUAUCUCACUGUGAAGUACCCCGUGCUUGAGGACAGUGGGAAUGAUGGUCUUGCUGUUGUCGAUGGCCUGCGUGCUGCAGUGUGUGAAAAUAUUGGUCUUUAUAUGGAGAAGGAGGAGGAACUGUUCCAGAAGUACUUAAGCGGGUUCGUGGAGGCUGUAUGGAGUCUUCUUGUGGUUUCAUCUGCAUCUUCUAGCAGGGAACGACUAACUGUUACUGCUAUCAAGUUCUUAACCACUGUUAGUACAAGUGUUCAUCAUGCUCUCUUUGAAAGAGAUGACAUUUUGGAACAGAUUUGUCAGAGUAUUGUUAUUCCCAAUGUGAUGUUGAGGGAUGAGGAUGAGGAGUUGUUUGAAAUGAACUAUAUUGAGUUUAUUAGAAGGGAUAUGGAAGGGAGUGAUCUUGACACGAGGAGGAGGAUUGCAUGUGAACUGCUCAAGGGCAUUGCCAUGCAUUACAAAGUCAAGGUCACGGAGAAGGUUUCCCUUCAAAUCAAAAAUUGUUUGGCCUUGUUUGCUCAGAAUCCAGAAGCAAAUUGGAAAUAUAAGGAUUGUGCUAUCUAUUUGGUCGUCUCCCUUGCAACUAAAAAGGCAGGUGGUAGUUCAGUCUCAACUGAUCUUAUAGAUGUUGAGAACUUUUUUGGUUCAGUUAUUGUACCUGAGCUGCAAAGUAGGGAUGUGAAUGCUUUUCCAAUGUUGAAGGCAGGUGCAUUGAAGUUCUUUACUAUGUUUAGAAAUCAGCUGCCAAAGGCUGUUGCAAUGGCAUUGCUUCCAGAUGUUGUGCGUUUCCUUGCUGCAGAGUCCAAUGUAGUUCAUUCUUAUGCUGCGAGUUGCAUUGAGAAACUCUUGCUUGUCAAAGAUGAAGGGACACGAGCAAGAUAUACAGCCACAGAUAUUAGUCCCUUUUUGCUUGUGUUGAUGUCGAACCUUUUCAGUGCCUUGGAGAAGCCAGAAUCCGAGGAGAAUCAAUAUAUAAUGAAGUGUAUCAUGCGAGUGCUUGGAGUUGCUGAAAUUUCUCGUGAUGUUGCUUCAGCUUGCAUAACUGGUCUGACAAAUGUUCUCAACAGAGUCUGCCAGAACCCAAAAAAUCCUAUCUUCAACCAUUAUCUCUUCGAAUCAGUCGCUGUUCUUAUUAGGAGAGCCUGUGAGAGGGAUCCUACUCUCAUAUCUGCUUUUGAAGGAAGCCUUUUCCCUAGCCUCCAGAUGAUUUUAGCUAAUGAUGUGAGCGAGUUCUUCCCUUAUGCAUUCCAACUGUUGUCCCAGCUUGUUGAGUUGAAUAGACCUCCUGUACCUCAGCACUACGUGCAGAUCUUUGAGAUUCUCCUUUUACCUGAGUCAUGGAAAAAGUCGGCAAAUGUUCCUGCUCUUGUUCGCUUGCUCCAAGCAUUCCUUCGCAAGGCACCCCAUGAGCUUAACCAACAGGGCAGGCUGUCUAAUGUUCUGGGUAUUUUCAAUACACUAAUUUCAUCUCCCAGCACAGAUGAACAGGGGUUUUAUGUGCUCAACACGGUUAUUGAAAACCUUGGGUAUGAUGUGAUAUCACCUUUUGUUGGCCACAUUUGGGUUUCACUUUUUAAUCGGCUGCAGCAUGGCAGAACAGUGAAGUUUAUGAAGAAUCUUGUGAUAUUUAUGUCUCUUUUCUUGGUCAAGCAUGGGUUACAAAAUCUUGUGGUUUCGAUGAAUGCUGUUCAAAAGGAUGUCUUCCAUACAAUUGUGGAGCAAUUUUGGGUACCUAACCUCAAGUUAAUCACAGGAUCAGUUGAACUCAAGCUGACUUCAGUUGCUUCAACUAAACUAAUAUGUGAAUCUUCAACAUUAUUGGAUUCUAAGGUUCGGGGCAAAAUGCUUGACAGUAUUGUUACUCUUAUCUCUAGGCCAGAGGAAGAGAGACUGUCGGAGGAGCCAGACGUUCCAGACUUUGGGGAGACUGUGGGUUAUAAUGCAACUUUUGUCCAUCUUUAUAAUGCUGGGAAGAAAGAAGAGGACCCUUUGAAGGAAGUGAAUGAUCCAAAGCAAUAUUUGGUGGCUUCCUUGGCAAAUCAUGCUGCUAGUUCCCCCGGGACAUAUCCACAACUUAUUAGGGAAAAUCUUGAGGCAGCAAAUCAAGCAGCACUUCUUCAGCUCUGCAGCUCCUAUAAUCUUUCAAUUGUUUGAGAACAAUCUGGGUGGUGGUACUCUCAGGAUCUGUCAUCAAGAAGACGUGUUCGUGGGUGCUCCGGAAAUUGGUUCUUCCCUCCUUGCACUUCUCUUUUAUGUUGCUUAUGGAUCUGCUUAUGGAAACCUUUCUCUUUUAUGUUGCUUAUGGAUCUAGUUUGCAAGUCGUCUUUUUUCAGUUGUGGAGUUUGCACUGUGCGUCCAGCUUUCCUUCUUUCAUCUUCCUGUCGCCAGUGGCAGUAGCCUCUAUUGCCUCUACAUUUCCAAAUGAGAAAGGUUUAGUCUUAGUCUUGAGGGAUAUAGUCAAGGGUUUGCUUCAUCAAGGGUUUUGAUGUGUAUGUGGUCAAGAAAAAAUAGAAAUGGUCAAACACCUAAAAUUUUCAAGGUUGAGUUGUUGUCAUGGUCAUUUUUCUAUUUCGUGCUUGUUAAACUUUGUGCUCACUGCUUCUACGGUGGAAUAUAAUCAUUGCGGCAUCUGGUGUAUCAGGAUUCAGGAUAGCAUUUUUAUAUGUUUUUCUCCCCUUUUUAAA